Messenger RNA from Aspergillus ruber CBS 135680, 348 nucleotides. RefSeq lists its product as uncharacterized. The record is from RefSeq and is a predicted model, not a curated record. NCBI's taxonomy places the organism in Eukaryota, Fungi, Ascomycota, Eurotiomycetes, Eurotiales, Aspergillaceae. The transcript has 2 exons. Bases 1 to 348 code for a protein of 115 amino acids. Gene Ontology annotation, biological process: regulation of mRNA processing; spliceosomal complex assembly.
AUGACCUCUCCCCUACGAUGGACCAGAAAUAUCUUUCGAGAACCUCCCCUCGCAUCCCUCCGUUCCCCGACCACUGGCUGGAAAACAGUCCCCGCAUCGCUGUUCCUCGACGAGGAACACAUCUCCGAAUUCCAGAAAGGACAAUAUUACCCUGUAAACAUCGGCGACAUUUCUCACUCUAGAUACCGGGUUAUUGGGAAGUUGGGAUUCGGGCGUACUUCUACAGUAUGGCUUGCGCGGGAUAUGGAGGGUCAUGCGUAUGUGACGCUAAAAGUAUAUACGCGCGAUGAACACAAUAUCGAUGGAUUCCAGACCCACAAGUAUAUAAUAACCAGAAAGAAAUUGUGA